This is a messenger RNA of Abrus precatorius (Indian licorice), 2085 nucleotides long. RefSeq lists its product as uncharacterized. The coding region runs from base 1 to 2085 and encodes 694 amino acids. The record is from RefSeq and is a predicted model, not a curated record. Lineage: Eukaryota; Viridiplantae; Streptophyta; Magnoliopsida; Fabales; Fabaceae. The transcript is spliced from 2 exons.
AUGGGUACAUGUUUGAGCAAGAAGAAAGGGUCCUCUACUUCCUCCUAUGCUGGAGCCAAAUCAGUUUCCACAGCCCCUUCUCAGCAGCAAAGGAGUUCUGAGAACAGUGUCACUGUUACUCUCUCUAAACCCUCUGAGCCAGAAUUGAAUCCUAAGAAGAAGAAGACAGUGGAAGAAAAACAAGACCCAAAAGAAGCAAAAGUAGAUGAAAGUCAAGGGAAAACAGAGAUAUUCAUAAUCAAACACAGGAAGAGCCAUGACGAUAGGGAAAGAGCCUCCAAAAUCUCACCUUGCAUUGCUCCAUCAGCGGAACAAGGUGAUGCAAAUGAAGAAGCAAUAAUGGGUAACAGGAUUGCACCAUCCACACCAAACAUGGGUGUGGGUGUGAGGACUUCAAGCUGCACCAAAGAAGAGGUGGAUGCAAUUCUGAUCCAGUGUGGAAGGCUUAGCAGAAGCUCUUCUGGCAAAGCUGCUACUCCUUCUGGAAGAAAGUACUCAGGUUCAAAAAGAAGUUUUGAUUUUGAUCACUGUGACAAUGAUGCAAUUUCUGCUGAAGAUGACCAAAGGAAAGCCAAUGGCAAUGACAACAACAGUGAGGAAAAUGAUGGGGUGGUGGUCGCCUCAGAAAACCGUCACCACCGGCCGCGGCACCGCCAAUCCCCAAGGCGUUCUUCUCCUUCUCAGGGAAGGAGAAGAACUCCCAGCAGGGAAAGGGAGCAACAAUGCAGCAGCAGAGAAAGAAGAGUGAGUAGAUCUCCUGGUAGAAGAUCGUCUGAGACCAAUGCUAAUGCAAGUGCAAGUAACAACAACACAAGUUCUACUAGGCCUGGCAAAAUGGUGUCAGUUCCUGCCACUGUUUCAUCAUUAGUUAUGGAUAAGAGUAACAAUGGUGGUGGAGAAUCUGGAAAGAGGAUCAUUGUUAAGAGAAAUGUUGGUGAUGGUGGAAAUGGGGUGGUUGGUGGUUCAAGAAGUGCAGCAUCUCCACGUGCUCAAUCACCUGCAAGAGCUAAUGGGAAUGUUGCAAAUGCUAAGGUGUUGGGGGAGAAUCAGCAACAACAACAACCAUCUCUUAGCCGCAACAACUCUUCAAGGAAAGCAGAACAAUCUCCUUACAGAAGAAACCCUCUGAAUGAGGUUGAUUCCAACACAAACAAUGGCAGCAGCAAGGUGCAAAACAAAUCCAAGAUUGAAGCAGAAGGCAAUCAGAAACCAAAUGGGAGAGUUGCAUUGGAGAAGGGUGUGAGUGUGGAUAGCAAGCCAAAGGGACAACAUGAGGAAGAGAUCAAGGUACUGUCUUCAGUGCCAUCAACAGGGGUUGACAAUCUCAAACCCCAAGGUUUAACAAGAAGCAGAUCUUCUAGAAGAUCUAGGGACUUAGACAUCAAUUCUGAAGCUCUUGUGAACCCUCCACCGUCCUACACCUCCUUACUGCUUGAGGACAUUCAGAACUUCCAUCAAAAGAACCCUUCACAACCCCAACAACCUUCUAUUUCUCUCCCAGCUUGUCUCUCCAAAGCUUGCUCCAUCCUUGAAGCUGUUGCUGAUCUCAACUCAACAACCAGCUCAAAUUUCUCUGGUGCCUUCUCUGAGGACAAGAGAAGUCCAUCCACUCAACAAUCUAAUGAGUACAAUGUUCAAUUAGGUUCAAAUGCCCAUCAUUAUGGGAAGAAAGUGCCAAAUACCAAAGACCCUUUUAUAGAAUCUGAGGUAGUUGUGAGUGAUGAUGUGAUGGAGCCAAGUUUACAUAAGUAUGUGACAGUGAAGAGAGGUGGUUCAGUUGGUGGGGUAGACAUGGAGGACCAAGAGUCUUCAGGUAGUAACAGCUUCACCGUGAGUAGUAGUUGUCAACAUCAUUGGAGCAUUUCAUCUUCAUCAUGGGAACCCAAUUCAGCUGACUCAACAGAUUGCUGGACUUCAAGAUUGGACUUAGGCUUGGAAAGUGGUACUAGUUUGUCAUCUGAAGCAAAGAAGAGGAGUUUGAACAACAAAAAGAGAGAGUGUGAUCAUGAGCAUAGCAGUGGCAUUGGACGUGGUAGGCUUGGUUCCAAUAAAGGUCUUCGCACGUUACCUGCUGCAACAGCUUAG